AUGGCGGAUGAUGAUUUGGCACAGAUCAGGGCAGCACGCCUGGCACAACUCAAACAACAGCAGGGCAGAGGAGGGUCAGGCGACAACGGCGACGAUGAAGAGAAGAGAAGAAAACAAGAGUCGGAAGCCCGAUCCCUCAUGCUGUCACAAAUCCUCGAACCAGAAGCUGCGGAUCGACUGGGGAGAAUACGCAUGGUCAAAGAGUCACGCGCCACGGACGUCGAGAACAGGCUGAUCAUGCUCGCACGGUCAGGUCAACUACGGCAGAAGGUCACCGAAGAUCAAUUGAAAGAGAUGCUGGCCAGUCUUUCCGAGCACGAGAAGCAGACGGGCCACACCAUGGAGAGCGUGAAAGUCGUCCGCAGAGGUGGAUGGGACGAUGAUGACUUGGACGACCUUCUGAAGGAUGUAUAA
This is a messenger RNA of Fonsecaea erecta, 414 nucleotides long. RefSeq lists its product as hypothetical. Gene Ontology annotation, molecular function: DNA binding. NCBI's taxonomy places the organism in Eukaryota, Fungi, Ascomycota, Eurotiomycetes, Chaetothyriales, Herpotrichiellaceae. Bases 1 to 414 code for a protein of 137 amino acids. Gene Ontology annotation, cellular component: nucleus; cytosol. The transcript has 3 exons. The record is from RefSeq and is a predicted model, not a curated record.